Messenger RNA from Phyllotreta striolata, 1638 nucleotides. Lineage: Eukaryota; Metazoa; Arthropoda; Insecta; Coleoptera; Chrysomelidae. The record is from the annotation of a GenBank genome assembly.
CUGUCAACCAGUGCAUAUUGUAAAUAUGGCUUCGAAAAAGUCCAAAAAAUGUCCUAAAAUAAUUAACAAGCCCAAAGAUUACAAUGCAUUGACUUUAAACGAAGUGCUGUGCCCCAUCUGCAGGAGCAUUCUGAUAGAACCCGUCUCACUCCCUUGUAAUCAUGACUUUUGUUUGUUUUGCUUUGAAGGCACCAUGGAGAACGCAAAUUUGGUGUGCCCUCUUUGUAGGAUGAGAAUAGGCUCUUGGUUGAGGAAAGUAAGGAAGGACAACAUACUCAUAAACGGGGAAUUGUGGAAGAUAAUAAAGGAGAAAUUCCAGCAGCACGUGAAAAAUAAAUUAAAUGGCGUUGAUGAAAACCUAGAAGAAAAAAGGGAUAUUAUUGUAGCGAAGCCAGGCGAGAUUAGAAAAGAAUAUGAAGUUCAAAGACAAAAAGAGCUAGAAGAACAGAACAGGAAGAAGGCACAAGAAAUCAAAGCCAGUGAAGAUUUAAUAAAGAAAAUCAAAGAAGAGGAGGAAUAUCAAAAAUCCCUAUUAGAAGAGAAACUCAAAUGCGAUGAAAUGUUAGCCAAAAAAUUAGCAGAAAAACUGUCGAACGAUGAUCCCUCAUCAUCGAAAUCCAAACCAAAAUCUACCCCCAAAAAACGAGGCCCCUUAGAUAAGUUCGUUAAAAAAGACGAAGAAAGUAAAACCAACAAUCCCAAUACGUUUGCGAAUAAAGACUAUACCUGUUGGAUGCUGCAAUCGGACUCGGAAGCCAUCCUACAGAAAGUUCCCAAAAAAAUUCAUCAGCUACAAAAACUAGUGGAUUUGGACACGCACAGCGACGGCAGCGAUUGCAUCGAAUCGGAAAUGAGAUAUUUCAAACCAAUCGAUUACAGAUUAAAUCCACCGUCGCACAGGAAACCUCCGUUAAAAGUUAUUCCAAAGAAACUCGCCAAGAGUGCAAACGUUAAAAUAUUAUCUCCUUGUGGUUUAAGGAAUUUCUCUUCGAGUAAUGUACAGUCAGCUUUCGCAAAGUUCCCCAAGGAUACUAAAAUUGACGAAGUUUUACCUUCGACCCGGAACUCAGAUCCUCAAUCUUCCAAAAAACACGGCUUAUCGUUCAGCCAUGAGGACGGCACUCCUAGUAAAAAGCACAAGAAAAACUCGAAAGAUGAAUCCGUUAAAAACUGUAACGUAUCCCCGUUGGCUAGAAAAAAACUGUUUGAGAAUACAGCACGAGUACUAAGGGCAGAGAGUCCCCCUUUUUACGGCUUUGAUAGUUCUUUUACGACGAGGAAAAACGGAGGACACGCCAAUGAAGGCCAUCGAGCCAAGGAGUUUAAAAAGGAACAGGAAAAGGCCGAUUUGGAGUACGCAAAGAAACUGCAAGAAGAGAUUAACAGGGGCCAUUACACGAGGAGUACCAGGCAUUUAAAUAAUUCUAAAAGACAAAUGACCCUAGACGGUAUAAUCAAAAGUCCAUAUAAAGUUAAGUAAGCAUAAUGCAAAUGUUUAAUCGAUGCAGUGAAGCUGAUAAGUUCUUUAUUUAUCUGAAAUGAAUUGGGAAGUUUCUUUUUAUUAUUUGUUGAUUUAACUGAAUAUUUUGAGGACUAUUUUUGUUAUUUGCGAAUAAAUUGUAUUAUAGUAAAUUAAGU